This is a messenger RNA of Darwinula stevensoni, 2244 nucleotides long. NCBI's taxonomy places the organism in Eukaryota, Metazoa, Arthropoda, Ostracoda, Podocopida, Darwinulidae. The record is from the annotation of a GenBank genome assembly.
AUGAAUUUUGACUUGAUAGUUCUGGGAAGCGGACCCGGAGGAUAUGUUGCAGCCAUCAGAGCAGCCCAAUUGAAAAUGAAAGUCGCCAUCAUCGAACGCGAAUCCUUGGGUGGCAUCUGCUUGAAUUGGGGGUGUAUUCCCACCAAAGCGCUAUUGAAAAGCGCUCAAGUGUUUGAAUAUCUGCAACAUGCAAGCGAUUAUGGUAUCUCCGUAAAAGGUGGUUCUGCCGAUUUUGAUGCCAUCGUGAAGCGCAGUAGGGGAGUGGCAGAUGGCAUGAAUAAAGGCAUCGCAUAUCUCAUGAAAAAGAACAAUAUCACCGUCAUAAUGGGUACCGGUAAGCUUGAAAAAGGCGGAAAAGUAGCUGUAACAGAUGCUGCUGGAGCCGUUGCGUCAUACACAGCACCCCAUAUCAUCGUUGCCACAGGCGGUCGCGCCAAAGAACUCCCCAACAUCAAAAUUGAUGGCAAAAAAGUCAUAGAAUACCGCAAAGCCAUGAGCCUCGAGACUCAACCUAAGCGUAUGGUGAUUGUUGGAGCAGGUGCUAUUGGCGUUGAAUUUGGCUAUUUUUACAAUAGCAUUGGUACCGAAGUGACCAUCGUGGAAUAUAUGGACCAAGGGCUUGUGCCUCGUGAAGACGCGGACAUUUCCAAGGAGUUGACCAAAGUUUUUGCUAAAAAAGGCAUCAAAACCCUUGCAGGCACCGGAGUAGAAACCAUCGACACUUCCGGAAAGACCAUCAAAGUGAACGUGAAAGCCAAGAAAGACGGCGCCACUAGCACCAUCGAGUGCGAUGUAGUACUGAGUGCAGCAGGCGUCACCCCCAAUACCGAGAAUAUCGGCUUAGAGGAACUAGGCGUCACCACCGAUAGAGGCUACAUCAAAGUAGAUGAAUACUGCCGCACCAAUGUGCCCGGUAUCUAUGCCAUCGGUGAUGUAUUGCCUACACCUGCCUUGGCUCACGUAGCUAGUGCCGAAGGCAUUUUGUGUGUGGAGCAUAUUGCAGGUUUGCAUGUAACGCCUAUCAACUACAACAACAUUCCCGGUUGCACCUAUUGCUCGCCCGAAGUAGCCUCCGUGGGGUAUACCGAACAAGCCGCCAAAGAUGCUGGCUAUGAUAUUUUGGUCACCGAUGCCGAAUACAUCAAAUCCAUAGAGCGUACCACCAACCACGAUAUAAAAGCAGUCGAAUAUUUCCUCAAGGAGCGUUUUGAUAGGCUCGGGCUGCACGACUACCGCGAAUUUGUCCACUUCGGGCUCACUUCGCAAGACAUCAACAACACCGCCAUACCAUUGCUUCUCAAAAAUGCCGUUGAAGAUACCUAUCUGCCGCUUUUACAGCAAUUUAGGAAGCAGUUGUACGAUAUGUCGCAGGAGUGGGCACAUAUACCUAUGCUCGCCCGCACGCAUGGGCAGCCGGCAAGUCCUACGCGCCUAGGCAAAGAGUUGCGUGUCUUCGUAGAGCGUUUAGAUGUGCAGAUGGCUAUGCUCAAAACCAUCCCAUACAAGGCAAAAUUCGGGGGCGCCACCGGCAAUCUCAAUGCCCAUUUUGCUGCAUAUCCCGACUACAAUUGGCACCUUUUUGCCGACGAUUUUGUGCGCGAUGGACUAGGUUUGGAGCGCUCGCACCACACCACACAGAUAGAGCAUUACGAUUGUUUGGCGGCGCUUUUUCACAAUCUUUCGCGGAUAAAUACCAUUUUGAUCGAUUUUUGCCGCGAUAUGUGGCAGUAUAUAUCUAUAGAGUACUUCCGCCAAAAGACCGUAGCAUCGGAGGUGGGGUCGUCCGCUAUGCCCCACAAAGUCAACCCCAUCGAAUACGAAAAUGCCGAAGGCAACCUCGGUGUCGCCAAUGCCAUUUUUGCGCAUCUUGCCGAAAAAUUGCCUAUCUCACGCCUCCAGCGCGACCUUACCGACAGCACCGUGCUCCGCAAUGUGGGCGUGCCAUUUGCGCAUACUUUGGUGGCGCUCAAAUCCUUACAAAAGGGGCUCAACAAGCUGCAACUCAACGAAGGCAAGCUCUCCGAAGACCUCGAAGACAAUUGGAUGGUCAUUGCAGAGGGCAUACAGGCUAUUUUGCGCCGCGAAAACUUCCCGCAGCCCUACGAAGCCCUCAAGGAGUUCACGCGUGGCAAAACCGAUAUCGGGCGCGAGUCGCUCCAUGCUUUCAUUCACCAAUUGCCCAUCGAUGACGAGGUGAAAGAAGAGCUGCUUGCACUCACCCCGCACAAUUUUGUAGGUCAGUAG